UCACUGCUCCAUAGGUCUGGAAACAGCUGAUUUGUUUAAUCAUUGAUCACUGUUAUGACCACAUGUUUGUGAUAUUAAACAUGUUUGCUUAAUUGAAUAUCUUAUAAUUCUUGAAAAUUUUUCGCACUCGUAAAGUUUUUAUAAACAUAUUAAGUUAUAGUUAAAAUAAGACUUGAAUGGAAUUUUGCAUUUCGAGUCAUUAUAUUUUUUUGUAAAUCAUAUCAAAUUUUUUAAGUGAAAAAUAAAAUGGCUGACCGUGAUAGUGCAUCCGAAAGCGACUCAAGUUCUAUAGACGGAGGACCAAUUAUGAUGCCUCCGUCACCGAUAACUCGAGAGCAAUUGCAAAAACGUAUUGAAUCUCUCCAACAGCAUAACCGAGUAUUGAAAGUUGAACUUGAAACUUACAAACUUCGAGUGAAGGCACUUCAAGAAGAAAAUCGUGGACUCCGACAGGCUUCAGUGAUCAUUCAAGCCAAAGCAGAACAAGAAGAAGAAUUCAUCAGUAAUACUUUAUUAAAAAAAAUUCAAGCUUUAAAAAAAGAAAAAGAAACAUUAGCUCAUCAUUAUGAGCAAGAAGAAGAAUGCCUAACUAAUGACUUAUCAAGGAAAUUGAAUCAGCUAAGACAAGAAAAAUGUAAAUUAGAGCAAACUUUAGAGCAAGAGCAAGAGUGUUUAGUAAAUAAAUUGAUGCGAAAAAUUGAAAAAUUAGAAGCUGAAACUUUGGCAAAACAGAGUAAUUUGGAACAGUUACGCAGAGAAAAAGUUGAAUUGGAAAAUACUUUAGAACAAGAACAAGAAGCAUUAGUGAAUAAGCUAUGGAAACGAAUGGAUAAAUUAGAAGCUGAGAAAAGAAUGCUUCAAAUAAAGUUAGAUCAACCAGUUUCUGAUCCAACUUCUCCCAGGGAAAUAAGCAAUGGUGAUGCUGCAACAAAUCUUAGUACACACAUACAAACUCUUAGAAGUGAAGUCGCGAGAUUGAGACACACUCUCUUAAUGUCACAACAAGAACAUACCGAAAAAAUGCAGCGCUAUGUUAAUGAAGAAAAACAUAUAAAAGAAGAAAAUUUGAGACUGCAGCGGAAAUUACAGUUGGAAGUUGAACGUCGGGAAGCUCUCUGUAGACAUUUGUCAGAAUCUGAAUCCAGUUUAGAAAUGGAAGAAGAACGUCAUUAUAACGAGAUUGUCAUGUCAGGCAGUAACAUAAGGAACCGAACAGUAUCAAGUCCAAUACCACACAAUCCGUCGCCAAGCUCAUCUAGACCUUUGAGCCCUGGAAUCAAUAUAGUUGGCUCUACCACACGUGACAGCUUUACAUCUAAUCGCUGUUUUGCAUGUGGCCAACCAAUAGUGCUUCCAUUUUCUAGCUCUCCACCUUCAAGUAUUGGGCAUAUAGCUCCUUCUUCAAACAGACGUACUUCUGACAGAUUUAUUAAACCUGCAAUUCCACCAACUAUAAUUAGUUCUGGUGGACCUCAAUCAUCGUUACCUAUUACUAAUACAUCUGCUGGCUGCCCAAUGGAUAUAGCUAAAACAUGAAGUGAUGAUAAAAAUGUUCAGAUAAAUUAACUUUUUAAUAGCCAACAAACAAAUACAAAAUAUUAUCGUCAUUGACAAACUGAAAACUUGAAGGUUCAUGUUUAAUAAAUCAUUAAUUCAUAAUUUGUUCAAUAGACUUUUAUACCACUACAAGUCGUGGUGAAAUACGUUAUUUGUAUGUUUUAUCAUA
This is a messenger RNA of Microplitis mediator, 1726 nucleotides long. RefSeq names its product coiled-coil domain-containing protein 6. NCBI's taxonomy places the organism in Eukaryota, Metazoa, Arthropoda, Insecta, Hymenoptera, Braconidae. The record is from RefSeq and is a predicted model, not a curated record. The coding region runs from base 247 to 1536 and encodes 429 amino acids. The transcript is spliced from 2 exons.